AUGAGAAUUACAGGAGAGAUAAACGGUUUUCGGCUUGGACGACUGCCAGAUCGACUCGUCGAUUGGCCGGAGAUAAAUGCCGCAUGGGGACAGCUAGUUCUGCUGUUAGAUGUGCUCAUGCAGCGUGCGGGUGUUAAGAGAGAUAAUUUCAAGCUCAUAACUAUGUGCAGCCACUCAUGUAUACAGUAUAAACGUUCCACUGGUGAAGAAGUAAGAUAUCCGUUAUUCGCAUCUGGUAGUUGGAAGCCGUUUGGAAACAACAACAUGGAUAGUGGGAUCAUGGCUUAUUUGCAGUGCUUCGAGUUGCUUCCGUACUACAUUACA
Molecule: messenger RNA, 324 nt
Organism: Ostertagia ostertagi
Lineage: Eukaryota; Metazoa; Nematoda; Chromadorea; Rhabditida; Trichostrongylidae
Source: the annotation of a GenBank genome assembly